Messenger RNA from Exserohilum turcica Et28A, 1446 nucleotides. RefSeq lists its product as uncharacterized. The coding region runs from base 268 to 1446 and encodes 392 amino acids. The record is from RefSeq and is a predicted model, not a curated record. The transcript has 2 exons. NCBI's taxonomy places the organism in Eukaryota, Fungi, Ascomycota, Dothideomycetes, Pleosporales, Pleosporaceae.
AGGCAUGCAGAGGCAAAGGCUAGACCAUUGUACGACGAUGCUUUUUCCAAACAAAACCCCACCGCAUCUUCUCAAAGGCUUUUCAGCCAGGCUCGUCUCGUCUUGCAGCACGAUAUUCAGACUGCAAAGUCACCCUUGUCCACCUAGCAAGGCACUGCCGUUGAUCUCCCGUCGUGUACCCGCCAGCCCCCACGUCCAUCCUGCCACAACAGGCUAAGCGCUUCCGAAACCCGCGGUGUAUAAUCACGAAAGAGUCCAGAACACACAAUGGCCCGUUGCCCAUGGCAUUACAGAGGCUUCAAAGACUUUGUUGACGCUGCCAUAGCUAGGCUUGUCUCCCCAAUCUGGGCAUCAAUGCUGCUGCUCACUUGGUAUUGCCUGCCUGUGCAAGCAUACUUACCGCAAUGGGGUGCCAGGUGGAUGUCCUGGAGAUGCGAGGCAGUGAAUGCGCUGCUAUCUGCGCCGCGAUUUCUGCUGGCCCGACUGUGGGAAUAUCUCUAUACGCCACCAUGUAACCAUCAUAGGUGUCAGUUACGGCGUUAUAUGUCGCCGCCACCGCCGCCACAACAGCCAUGGUAUAUGUACCUGAAACGCUUUUACCGGCCAAUAGGGUGGGCAUGCAGCACUGUCUGGCCUCGAGCGCGUCCCCAACAAGAUACCGACGCGUCAGCAUUUCUGCGUCUUCCGGUCGAGCUGAGGAACAUGAUAUAUCUCUACGCAAGCGGCGCCAGUGGAUACCGAAUCCACUCUGUCGAUUUAGCAGCCUAUCAUCCCCGCAACGGGCAAAGAGAAGAUGCCAUAUCUUACCUAGUCAUAGACGACCCAAUACUUGCCCUGCAUGGUCAUUAUCCGCCGACCAACUUACUCUUGGUUUGCAAAGCAAUAUACCACGAAGCACGCCAACAGUUCCUCUCUACAACGUCAUUCGAAGUUCAUCCCUUGACUCCCAGUGACGACACAUGGAUCUUUGAGUACUACACCAGUUUAGCCCAGUAUCCCGCCUAUGAAACCCUGGGCAAAUCCAUAUUUGUGUCGGCCAUGCAAAAGGUAUACUUGCGCAUCAAUAUAGCAAGGUUUCUGACCACCCGAGUAAGGCGACCAUGUCCGCCCCACGGCCGCCUGGUGACCAUAUCCAUGUUCGAGGCCAUUGGUUUGAAAAAAUGUACUCAGAUGCUGACCUGGGGCUCCAAAACGCUGUGUAAGGCUUUGAAGAAGAGUGCAUCCAGUUUGAGGCUCGUCGAGAUAUGCUGGGUUGACGACUUUCCGCACGACAUAAGCCCGCAUGAUCUGGACAUGAGAGCGGCUAUUUUGCAGCCACUCUCUGAACUGGUAUCUGUGGACGUACGUAUCAAGAAGCUGGUCAUGAUAGGAAAUGGACGGGAAGCGUUGUUGAAGACGCUCAAAAACUCUUUACGUGCAGUACCUGGUCGAGCAAGACGGUGGUAA